This is a messenger RNA of Macrobrachium nipponense, 1222 nucleotides long. RefSeq names its product nuclear pore complex protein Nup54-like. Gene Ontology annotation, cellular component: nuclear pore; nuclear pore central transport channel. Gene Ontology annotation, molecular function: structural constituent of nuclear pore. Gene Ontology annotation, biological process: NLS-bearing protein import into nucleus; protein localization to nuclear inner membrane; nuclear pore organization. The record is from RefSeq and is a predicted model, not a curated record. The transcript has 7 exons. NCBI's taxonomy places the organism in Eukaryota, Metazoa, Arthropoda, Malacostraca, Decapoda, Palaemonidae. The coding region runs from base 59 to 1222 and encodes 387 amino acids.
AUCUUAUUUCAUUUAUUUUCAGAAAGAUUCAUAAAUUCGUUAUACCUGUUCGUUGACAAUGGCAACAAGUGGAUUUACCUUUAGUACACCAAGUGCAAGUGGAGCUGCUGCACCAGCCGGGGGAUUUAGCUUUGGUGGCCCCAGUGCAGUUGGCACGACUGGCUCAACAGGAUUCGGUUUUGGCAGUACCACUGCACCUGGAACAUCAACGGGCACAGCAGGAUUUGGCUUUGGAGGAACUGGAACAGGUGGAACUACUACAACCUCAACAGGAUUUGGCUUUGGAGGAACUGGAACAGUACCUGCCACAAGCUCAACAGGAUUUAGCUUUGGAGGAACCGGAACAGGGGGACCUGUUACAAGCUCAACAGGAUUUACAUUUGGAGGUGGGACACCAGGAACAACUACAGCUGCUUCCCCUUUUGGUUCUACAUUUGGGACGGGGACUAGCAGUGCUGGUCAAGGAUUCAAUUUUGGCACAAGUACAAGUCAGGCAAAUAAACCAGCAUUUGGGUUCGGUUUUGGAAAUCCACCAGCAAGUGGUGGCUCUAAUUUUCUUCUUGGGUCAUCAUUUGGAGCAAAACCAAACACUGGAUUUGGAACUCAAGGAGCAGAUGCAAACCAGCAGCUUCAAUUUAACACUGGACAGCCUGACCAGUCUUUGGCUUUACAUUUAGCCAUUUGUGCUCCGUCAUAUUUUAAUAAUGAGAAUGAUGAAGUUUUAAGAAAAUGGAAUCAACUCCAAGCAUUUUGGGGAGCAGGAAAAGGAUAUUAUGCCCAGAAUAUGCCUCCUGCAGAAUUUACUCCAGAAAACCCCUAUUGUCGAUUCAAGACUGUUUGUUAUGCCAAGAUUCCAAACUUCAAAAAUGAGGAUGGGAUUGUCCAUGUUGUCAUUGGAAAAUCAAUUUCUGAUGUUGAACCCCACAAAAGUCAGAUUAUCUCGACCCUGUCAUCAUCUGUUUUCAACGGAGCAGAAGUUGUUGUUGAUGAUGUGUAUGCGAGUGAGUUACCUGAUAAAACAAAUUUUAGGAUGUAUGUACAGCAGCAUGGUGGAAGUGGGGAGAAGCAAAGAGCACCUGCUACAGAAGUUUGUCGCCACAUGGGACUGCCAUCUUAUUCUCAAACCAUGAAGAAUUUGUGUAUCCAAGAUGUUUUACCUCUGCAAGCAAUGUCUGAAGUACAGAAGAAAGAAUACCUGGAUACACCACAAAGAGGUGUGUAG